UCGACGUGGGUGACAAUAACGGCACCCCACGCUCGUCUUUCCCUUCAUAUCCCAACAGCUGUUGGAUAUUAAAGAAAUUCAUUGCUGGGGAAUAUUGGAGGCGGGACAAAGAUUUUUCCCUCAGGGGUUUUCUUUUAGUAAGCAUUACCAUGCAAUUCACGAGCAAGUACACAGUCAGCAGGUGGAGUCAAAACAUCAGCACGUGACAAGGAGAAGACUUUUAUACAGGUGCCCUCUGACUAGCAAACACAUUUUCAUAAAGACAUUUAAUAGAGACAAGUUAUUUAAUUGUGUACAUGCUAACUUUGACUUUUGGACACACUGUUUAUCACUAUGGAGCAUAGUAGUUUACUGAGUGGAGAUCAGAUUGAUGUUCUCUCCAAAGUGUACAUAGUGUUACUCUCUUUCAGUUUGAUUGGGAGUUUUUCAGUCCUGGUGGUUUCCCUGGUUAAAUGGAAAUAUCUAAGACAACAGGUACACCUCCUGGUGCAGCUUGCUCUGGCAGACCUCCUAGCAGCUCUGAUCCUGAUGUACACUAGUGUCAUGAGCAUUGUUAGAAGUGACUACAGCGUAACCCUCUGUAAAUACAUGCUGCCGCUAUCACUGACAUUUUAUUUAAUUUCAUUUCUGGUGGUGGCUGUUUAUGCCUGGAAGUCAAAGACUGCUAUUGAAGGAUGGAGGGAAAGAACAACAGAUGAGGAUGAUGGACAGAGUCAGUGCAGAAGACAAGUAAAAAGUUUACCCAUUUAUGGCAUUGUGUGGCUGAUUCCAUUUGCGAUGUACUUAGCGUAUGUGCUCACCCCUUUUGUAAAAACAACCAUGAUUCCAUUAAGUGACAGAGCGCUGAGUGAGAGCAUGAGAAAUGAAAGCACUUACUGCCGCAGCUGUAUCUUGUUCUUGCACAUCUGGGGGGAUUCCUGCUCUGAUGCUGAGAUAAUCCACGACACUGUCAUCAAAGUUUUUCUUAUCCUUGUGGUGAUACCAGUGAUGAUCUCUUGUUCUAUUAUUUACUAUAAUAUUGGGAAGUGGUAUGAGAGGCAUGAGCAGGAAAGGUUUUUUCCUGUGGAGGGAGACGGGCGUUCAAGCAGGCGACUCAGGAGAGUAGUUUCCACUGCACGAAAUAUGGUGAUGGUCAUCUUAAUCUGCUGGGCACCAGCUCUUGUCCUUAUUUUACUUUCUACCCUGGUGAAGUUGACGAGUAUUGAACAACGCAGUUUAUUUGGCCUUUAUCUGCUGCAGGCUGCCACUGUGUCCCUACAAGGUUUCCUGAACAGUAUGGUUUAUGCCUGGAGACGACCCAACUUCACAGAGGCCGUUCUCGGGGAGAACACACCCCUGGUGGCAUAUGACCGCAUCGCCUACUUCGAUGAAUCAUUCAGGAACUGUUCCUGAUCACUGGCGUGUUCAAGAUUUAUUUCUUUCAUUUUAUUUAGUCAAUCUUUAACCAGGAAAAAGCUAUCACAGACCUCUUUCUAAAGGGAGUCCUGGCCAAGACUCAGACUUGCUGUAUCAUGUUGUACUGGUUUCAGGAAGACAAUGCCCACCUUACUGUCUUUGUAACAGUUCAGACUGAAGCUGUUCUUAUGUGGACUGAUGAUGAACAAACUUUAAAAAAAUGAAGGAAACACAAAGACUAUUUAAACAAGGAACUGAAGAAGCAUUUUUGUAUUUCAACAGCCGUAGACUUUGUAAAAAAAGGAAAACUGUGGGUUUGAACAAGUUCUGGACUUCAUAAUGUACUUAUUUAUAAUUUUGCUUUUAUUGUACUGUUUAUGAAACAUUUUAACAAAAAUGUGGAUACUGAUGUCUUAUUGGUGUGUGGGAUUUUCUAAUUUAUUCAUGUUGAUCAGUAAUUUGUCCUUUUAACCAGUAAUUUUAUGCAACUGUCCCUGAUUUCUGGCAGAGACUAAUUUUAUGUAAAUCCCUUUUAUAUACUUUUAUACCAUUUCAGAAGCAAGCGCCACCAGUUUCAUAGAGUUAAAUCUUAGACUUUAUAGGUUGGAGCACUGAGGAAUGCAGAGUUGUUGAAAUCUGUUCAGUCACGUCUGUGCAGCCACAACUAUUAACAUAAAAAAUAAAAAAUCAUGAGUGUUUAUGCUGCUGAGGUCACACACAAGGAAUGCCUGAUUUCUAAGUGUUCAUACAUGCACAGAAGCAAGAUCAACACACAUUUUGUGAUAUGUUGAUUUGUCUAUAUCAUAGAUUUAAUAAUAAAUUAAUAAAAUGAACAUUCACCCAUUAAUCAAGACUCAAAAAACCUACAGUGAAAAUUAUAUUUUUAUAAAUAAAGUUAAACAAAAGUAACUUUACACAAAAUGAUGGAGACUCGGAUUUGGGCACUUUCGAGAAGACCCUCUGGGAGCCAUUAAAACUUUAAGUUUUCUUGGAUAAUCACUGGGAUUGUGCACUAUAUUGAAUUCUUACAGAUACUACUAAGGCCAGCCAGUUUAAAUAGAUUUGUUAUUUUUGUUUUCAUCCUUCCUCGAUUUUAGCUCACAUCCCUGUCCCUGCCACAGUAUGAUGCAGCUGCUCCCAUGCUUUUUGUAUUUUAGAGUGGUGUCACACUAUGUAUCUCCUAAUGUCUAAUAUACAAGAUCUAAACACACUGCUAUGAGAUCAUGUUGGCUGUAGAUAUGACAUACAGUAAAUAGCUGUAAAUGGUGAGUGGUGCAGCAUCUUGUAAAUGUGUAACUGUGGGUUAUUU
This is a messenger RNA of Melanotaenia boesemani (Boeseman's rainbowfish), 2704 nucleotides long. RefSeq lists its product as uncharacterized. Gene Ontology annotation, molecular function: G protein-coupled receptor activity. The transcript is spliced from 13 exons. The record is from RefSeq and is a predicted model, not a curated record. Gene Ontology annotation, cellular component: plasma membrane. Gene Ontology annotation, biological process: adenylate cyclase-activating G protein-coupled receptor signaling pathway. The coding region runs from base 334 to 1392 and encodes 352 amino acids. Lineage: Eukaryota; Metazoa; Chordata; Actinopteri; Atheriniformes; Melanotaeniidae.